Messenger RNA from Aspergillus ochraceoroseus IBT 24754, 1230 nucleotides. Its product is annotated as FAD-dependent oxidoreductase. Gene Ontology annotation, molecular function: FAD binding. NCBI's taxonomy places the organism in Eukaryota, Fungi, Ascomycota, Eurotiomycetes, Eurotiales, Aspergillaceae. The transcript is spliced from 3 exons. Bases 1 to 1230 code for a protein of 409 amino acids. The record is from RefSeq and is a predicted model, not a curated record.
AUGGCCAAUUGCCGGACUACCGUCUUGAUUGUGGGUGCCGGCUCGACUGGGCUGGCCCUUGCACAAGGAUUGACCAAGGCGGGCAUUGCCUGCAUUGUGGCCGAGAAACAUGCCAAUCUCCACAUGUACGCGCGGGAUUGGAACAUGGGCCUCUUUUGGGGAGUGGACGCAUUCCGUAGCCUGCUACCGGACGGCGCCUGGGAGCGCAUCCAGUCCGUCCAGGUCGAUCCCAAUACGCCCACAGCGGCGGAGGACUGGCUGAAAGUGAUCAACGCGCAAUCUGGCGACCAGAUUGCCGCUCUUCGCAUCCCGUUCUUCUACCGCCUGCGCCGGAGCAAGUUACGCCAGUUUCUAGCGGACGGCCUGGACAUCCGCUAUGGCAAGAAACUAACGGCCAUCGAGUUCGCUCCUGGCGGCGGGCAGGCCAGCGCGGUUUUUGCCGAUAGAUCGCGCAUUGCCAGCAGCCUCAUUGUGGGAGCUGACGGCGCGCACUCGACAGUGCGACAGCUCCUGCUAGGUCCAGUCCUGAGUGCCCCUCAGAGAUUACCGUACUGUGCAACCUUUGUCCAGGCCCGGUUCUCGCGCGAGCAGGCGCUCUUCCUGCGCGGAUUCCAACCGCUCUAUUUGUCCGGGAUCAGCCCAACCAACCGCUAUGCCUUCUUCGGCAUGCACGACGUGGCCGAUCCAGAGCGCCCUGAGACAUGGACCUUUUUCUUCUACAUCUCCUGGGAGUCGCCGAUGGCGGAGCAAGACCUCACGGCACACUGGUCUAACAGCCAGCGUCUGCAGCAGGUCAAAACUUAUGCCCAGGAGUUGACGAAUCCGUGGCGGAGCGCCGCCGUCUGGCUGCCGGACGGCCAUCCCGUGUGGUACAUGGGCCUGACGAACUUUGAUCCAGGCGCCAAGGGUCACCGGUGGGAUAGCCACGGCGGUCGAGUUACACUGGCCGGCGACGCUGCCCAUGCCAUGACCUACCAGCGUGGCCAAGGGUUGAACCACUCCAUUACGGACGCUGCCAACCUGUGCCGGGCAAUGACGGACGUCGCAACCGGCACCAUAGUCCAGGCUGCCGCCAUACGUGCUUACGAAGACGAGAUGAUCCAGCGCGCAGGCGACGAGGUGCGUACUUCGGCACAAAACACGGCCAUGUUGCACGACUGGGAGAGUGCUCGUGGGUCUCCGAUUGUGAGGACUGGUCUGCAGCCAAAUCCCGAGGUGAUGACAGAAUGA